Rotaria sp. Silwood1 is the source of this 255-nucleotide messenger RNA. NCBI's taxonomy places the organism in Eukaryota, Metazoa, Rotifera, Eurotatoria, Philodinida, Philodinidae. The record is from the annotation of a GenBank genome assembly.
AUGAAGAUAUAUCAAUUAGUAAGAGAUACAAGUGGUGUUGUUCAUCGAUUAGUUCUUGAUUCUGAACUUAUUUUUUUCAAUGGACAAAAAUAUUCUUCAAUUCAACGUAUGCUCUAUAAUUGGUGUUGGUUAAGUUUACCUUAUGCAUUAUUAUAUAUCAUUGCUAUAUUUAUUGAUAUUACUAGAUUAUGGGUUUGUUUAUUUAUGGCUUCGAAAGUACCAGAAACAUUAGAUACAUUAUUUAUUAUAUUAUGA